AUGAAUUAACCCCUGAUUGCUUAUGUAGAAGUAAAAAAGUUUGAAUUUAGAAAAAAGCGCUUUUCAAUUUAUUACAGAUUUAUCAGAAAUUAGUUAACAACUAAAUUAAAAGAAAGAAUAGAAGAUAAAUAAUCUCAUUCAAUUGUAAAAUAAAAUUAAACUUAUUCUUAAUAAAUAGAAAUUAAGGAGAUUAUUUAAAGUUUUCAUCUAGAGGAGGAAUAUUUAAAAAAAUAUAUCAUAAUUUUAGAUUUAAAAAUAAAGAUUUGGUUAUUAUAGAUAAAGGGAGUUGAGAACAUUGGAGAACUUAUAUAAAUAGUGAGUCAGUUUGGUAAUAAUUUAUAAAAAGUAAUGGUUUAAUUUUUUUAGGAUUUUCAUCAAAAUAUAGACUAAAAGAGAUACGAAUAAAAAAACGUAAUUCACCUAAAACUGAUGUCUUUAUUAUAUGCUUUAAUUUUAAACAAUAUAUAACAAGCAAUAGUGUAUGAAUAAUAAAUUGUGAAUUUAUGUGCUAAUGAAAGUAAUCUUCCUCUUGAUACAAUAUGUAAUGCAACACUUUUAGAGGAUAAAGUAUGUUUACUAUCAAUAAGUAUGGUAAAAAAUAAAGGAAAGAUUUUAAAUUCAAAUAAAAAACAAUUAGCUAAACAUUUUGGUUUUUAAUGUGAUGAUUACCAUUUAAUAUCACAUAUAAAUGAUUUGUUGCCUCCAUUUUUAAUUGAUGUUCAUAAUCAUUUAUUGGAACUAUAUUUGGAAAGUGCAUAAUCUUAAUUAUUUCGAUAAUUCAUUUCCAUCACAACUAUUUAGUAAGAUGGUUUACUUUAAGCUAAAUAAUUGAAACUAGAUAAUAAUUUUAGUUAUGAAGAUGAUUAUGUUAUUACAGGAUGUAUAUCAAAAGUAAAGGAAGGUUCUGAAUUCAUAGUUUUUGAUUCAAGUGGUAAAAUCUUAAGUGCUACUGAAUCUAUUUAUCAUUUGAUGAUUUAAGGUAUCGAUUAAGAGUCUUCUACUGCAAUCUAAACUUUGAAUCAAUGUUAUAUAUUUUUCUUUUUUCCAGAUAUUUUAAAAAUCUUUGGAAAUCAUAAAAUAACAAAUAAAAGUUACCAUAAUCUUGAAAUAGAGGACUAAACUACUUUAAUCACAAGAUUUAAUAUAUCAGAUUUUAUAAAUAAAUACCAAAAAAUGUUAAGUUAAACUUCUCAUUACAAAUAUUUAUAAUAUGAGCGUAGAGGUAGCUAACAUUUUUAAAAAUCUAAAACUAGCGGACUUUAAUCUGAAUGUUAAAGUUCAUUUCAUAAAUCUGUCCCAAAAAUAUCAUAAAAACAAGAAUUAUAAAUUUUAACUAUAACUUAUUAAAAGUAAAUCGAAGAUGUUAUGAAAUAAGUUAAUGAAGUUGGUGAAGCUACAUAUUCAGUUAAAUUUAUUCUAACUUAUAAAGUAAUAGGUCCAGAAUCUUUACAUAAAUCUUUUUUUCUUAUGGAAAUUAUCGAUUUUAGAAGUAAGGAGUAAUUGUUAUCAAAAAGAAGAAAAGUAAGUGUAAUGAAAUUACAUUAAAAAUAUAUCCCAAGAACUUCAUCACGAUUCAAAAUGGAUUCUUUUCGAGAAGACUCUAAAAGAUUAGAUCAAUCAUCUGAAUAGUUUAUUUAAUCUUUUGCAUAAGUUCAUCAUCAUGAUGAUUUAUUAGAUCAUAAUGUCUAUUCUUAAAAAUAAUAAGAUUCCAGUAUAGAUGAAAAUUAAUAAUCAGAAGGAUCUAAGACAUCUUUAGAUUCAUCAAAAUCUAAUACUAAUAAAGAGUGUCAUCUUUUUAUUAAUUCUGAUAAAAUUAUAAAACCUUUAAAAAUUGUUAUGGCUCUUAACUUAUUAAUUAUAGUUGUUUAAUUAAUUUAUAUGAUUGCAAGUCUUAUAAUUAUCUCAGAUGGCACAAAUGAAAUUGUUCAAAGCAAUAAAAAUAUCAAUGCUCCUUUAAUUUUUAAUAGACAGUUUUUCCAAUUAUUUUCGCUCGAAUGGAUACUUCUUAUGAAAAAGCUUUAAGUUGUUGAUUGUAGUACUUACCUUCUUAAUUAAACUGAUUACAAAUUAAAAAAUAUCUCAGAAUCUACAUUCUUAGAAUUAAAUAAAUUAUACUCUUCCUUUAUUGAGGUUGAAAACUCUGGAUUACUAGAAGAUAUUAAUUAUAGAACAGUAGGAUAAGAUAGUCAAAUUGUAGGGUAUACUUACUUUAUUAUAAAUUUAGAAAGGACAAUAAAAGAGUUAUUUUAUUAUCACAAAAAAUUUGA
Molecule: messenger RNA, 2267 nt
Organism: Paramecium sonneborni
Lineage: Eukaryota; Ciliophora; Oligohymenophorea; Peniculida; Parameciidae
Source: the annotation of a GenBank genome assembly